Messenger RNA from Diversispora eburnea, 305 nucleotides. The record is from the annotation of a GenBank genome assembly. NCBI's taxonomy places the organism in Eukaryota, Fungi, Glomeromycota, Glomeromycetes, Diversisporales, Diversisporaceae.
AUAAUGGAUUCACUUUUGAACCACUGUUCAGAGAAUCUUUAUUUACUGAUAAUCUUUUAAUAAUGUAUGAAAAUACCUUAAAUACAAUGUUAGAAAAUAAUGUAAAUAAGUUUGAUAUAGAGGAUGUACAUUCAAAAAUUACCGAACAAAUAUCUACAGGUUGUAAUACUUUACUAUCAAAAGUUGUAAUAUUGGAGCCUUGUGAUCCACCCAAUUGUAAUAAUAACGUUUAUACAGCCUGUAAAAUGUACUGCAAUAAUCUAUCAAUUAGUAACAAUGAAAACCUAUACGUUGCAUGUGAUCAA